Aspergillus pseudonomiae is the source of this 1255-nucleotide messenger RNA. Its product is annotated as copper transporter family protein. The coding region runs from base 242 to 823 and encodes 193 amino acids. Gene Ontology annotation, biological process: copper ion transmembrane transport; intracellular copper ion homeostasis. The transcript has 2 exons. Gene Ontology annotation, molecular function: copper ion transmembrane transporter activity. Gene Ontology annotation, cellular component: plasma membrane. Lineage: Eukaryota; Fungi; Ascomycota; Eurotiomycetes; Eurotiales; Aspergillaceae. The record is from RefSeq and is a predicted model, not a curated record.
CUCUAAUCAUCAUGGCAUUCUCUCUCCACUACGUCGUGUUUUCUUUUCCCUCUUCUCGCUCGCCCUUUUCGCCUUCCCUCCUCAGCAUCCCGAGCAUCGCUACUUGACUGCAACGACAACUAUCUUGUCAAUCUCUUGAUUGAUUUCAGGAAAGAGAUCUGAUAUCCGAUAUAGCGGGGCGCAUUUAUCGAUAUCACUAUUUUAAAGACUCACCCGCAGAGGGAACUCCAAAGCCGUCAUCAUGGAUAUGAGCAGCAUGGAUCAUUCGUCACACUCGUCCUCUUCGUCAUCCUCAUCAUCCAUGACAAUGUCGAUGGCAAUGGUCUUCGUUAAUACCCAGGACACACCCCUGUUCUCGAAUCAGUGGACUCCGUCAUCCAGUGGCGCGUAUGCUGGCACGUGCAUCUUCCUUAUCAUUCUAUCGAUUAUUGGCCGACUCCUGGUUGCGUUCAAGGGCGUCAUGGAACAGUACUGGUUGAAUGCUCAUUUGAAUCGUCGCUACGUGACCGUCGCGGGCAAGUCAACGGAAGCUGGUCGUAUCGACGCCGACCCGGAUGCCAAAGUGGCUUCACUCGUGUCAGCACAAGGGGUGGAAGAGUCCGUCAAAGUUGUGCGCCGGGCUACACACGAGCCCCUUCCGUUCAGAUUUAGUGUUGAUCUGCCGCGAGCAUUCCUUUUUCUCUUGAUUACAGGGGUAUCAUAUCUGCUCAUGUUGGCUGUCAUGACUAUGAACAUUGGCUACUUCUGCUCUGUGUUGGGUGGCGCUUUUCUAGGCGAACUGGCCGUGGGGCGGUAUAUACAAUGGAAUGAGCAUGGCCAUUGACGACACUUUUGCAGCCAUGAUUCUUAUUUUCCAUGUUUGCAAUCUGAGUUUGGCGUUUGGACACUUGAUAUUGCCACCAAUGGCUCUGGAGUCAAGGCGAGCAUUGCAUGCAUUUAGUGGAGUUUGGAGCGUUUCAAUGAUUUUUCCGUGAUACCUCUAUCAGUUGUUAUUAUCAUGAACUUUCCUCGGAGGUACCAAUUGCGAGACCAUGUGCCCACUUUCAUGUCAAUGAUUGCCAGUAAGAUAAAUAUUAAUUUUCCAUGUGGCACUUGAAUGCCACCUCAGGCGAUGUUACCUCGCCUAGGAAAUUUUCCGGGGCUUUCGGUCUCAUAAUUGUCUUUCCCCUUUGACUACUAGUACAUGAGCUCAUUCCAGCCCAAUAAACUUCAACUAGGGUUCGGGUCAAGAUGGCGCGAUGACUGAACGCUGGAG